AUGAAACCAGAAACUUUAGUCAAGAAAAUAAUAGAAGCUAUGGAAACGAAUUCGCCGACUCUAAUAACUUACAGCGGUAAAAAAGUGCACAUAACCCAAAAGAUUAUCGAUAAAUACAAACAUUGCAAAGUCAGAGACGAUAUAGACUUGGAAAGAAUUGAUGAGAAUUUAACUAAAAAAGGUGGAUUUUUACCUUUCUUACCUUUAAUCUUUGCUGGUUUAGUUGCAGCUGGUGCAACUGCUGGUGGAGCUGCUGGGAUAGCCAAAGGUGUCAACGAAAAGAAAGCUGAAGCCGCUGCAAACGCCGAAGCACGUAGACACAAUUUGGCAAUGGAAAGAGAAGCACGAGGAGGUUCGGGAGUAGGAGAUAUAUUAGGGACGGUUAAAGAAUUCGGACAAAGAUUUGGCGAAGAAACCAAGAAAACCGUUAAAGAGGGAUCAAGCAAAUUAAUAGAUAAAAUCGACACCGGAGAAAUGAAGGUCAAACACAAGGGCGACGCCAUAUUUUUUAAAAACAUACGUUCGGGCGAGGGAAUCUUCCUUUUAAAGUAUAAAGGCAACGGGGUGAUUUUUGAAAUAUUUCCUAAUAACCCAAUGCUCAUGUGUAUAUGCGGUAGUUCCGGUUCUGGGAAAACUCAUCUCACUUUUAACAUGUUGACAACACCAAACCUUUUAGAUUUCGUUUCUCUGUAUAUCUACACAACAACACCAGAGCAAUCGUAUUAUCAAUUCCUCAAAGCUUUGGAAUAUUUACCAAAGAAAGAUGUUCAAGACAUAUUUCAAUAUUACGAAGAAAACGAAGAAGAAGUGGAAAUAAAAGAUAUCAUAGAAAACUUCAUUAAAUCAAAGAAUCCAUCUUUCAAUCCAACGGAUAUAAAAGUUUUUCUUACGAAAAAUGUUAAUGAUCUAGACUUGUCUAAUAUUGAUAGCAAUCGAAAGAACUUAAUAUUGUUUGACGACUGCGUAGCGCAAAGAAAUCAAACUGUUCAACAAAAAUUCUUCACCAAAGGAAGACAUCACAACUGUCACUGCAUAUACCAAUCCCAAUCUUUUUACGGGAUAGAUUCUAUGUUCAUUAGAAAAAAUGCAAAUUGUUUUUUAUUAUUUGAAUUAAACGAUAAAGAUUUAUCUCAAAUCAUUCAGUCUAUAAAUCACGGAAUGGACAGAGAUACAUUUAAAAAGGUUUGUAAAGCUCAAUGGAGAAACCCAGAUGAUCAUGGAUAUGUAUUUGUAAAUACUAGAAAACCUGCGGGAGAAAGAGUUAUGAUCGAUAUAUGUUAA
Messenger RNA from Lottia gigantea (owl limpet), 1281 nucleotides. RefSeq lists its product as hypothetical. The record is from RefSeq and is a predicted model, not a curated record. The coding region runs from base 1 to 1281 and encodes 426 amino acids. The transcript is spliced from 2 exons. NCBI's taxonomy places the organism in Eukaryota, Metazoa, Mollusca, Gastropoda, Lottiidae.